AUAUGUUUUCUGUUUACUGGAAAAAACGCAGAAAAAUGAGCGAGAAGCAAAAAGCCGAUAAGGAGAGAAAAAUUAAUGCAAAUGAGGUCUUAAUAGAGGAAAUUGAUAGUAAUGAUGUGCCAGAAAACGAGCUGGCACAGUUUGAGGUGACAGAACCAUUGCGCGUCGUUGAAAUAAUUGACUUGGAUGACGAGGACUCUAUGCCGCCGUCCAAUGAUGCCUUAAAAGCGGCUGAUGAAGAAGGCGCCUUAAUUAGACGCUAUGUGCAGGGCGUGCAGUGCCUUGAAUUUCCUGACUUCUGUACCAAACUUGAGCCUGGCGAUGAAGAGGAUGACAACGAGGCAGCACACUUGGCGUCCAAAAAGCAAAAUGAGAAUUGUGAGCAAGUACAAGAGGCGCCCAGUACAAGUGCUGCUGCCGCAGCAACCGCUUCCAAGCAAUCAGCACCACCGAAGACACAGUCCAAGGGUUCGUUUGGUCGCGCCGCAGCCGGUGGCAGCUCGGGACGCCGCAGUCAAUUGAGCGCCGCCUUAAUGGGCCUCAUGGGCGAAGCGAAUCUCUCGUUUGCAUACGGUCGUUUCGAUGUAGCCGAACGAAUUUGUAUGGAAAUCAUACGUCAGAAUCCUCUGGCCAGCGAGCCCUUCUACACGCUAGCCGAGAUUUACGAGAAUCGCGAUGAGGUCAAGUUCUUGCACUUCUCCACAAUAGCAGCGCAUCUGAAUCCGCAAGAUCGCGAUAUGUGGAUACGUAUCUCGGAUUUGCUGGUUCAACAGGGCCACUUGGCACGCGCCCGCGACUGCUACACGAAGGCUAUCAAGGUGUUGCCCAAGGAGUAUCUGUUGCGACAGCGCAAAGCGCAGCUGCUGGAGCGCAUGGGAGAGACAAACGCAGCGAUGUUUACGUACCUGAAGAUGCUGCCGCUGAUGCCGUCCAGCGAGUGGAGCUUGUGCCUCACCACCGGCAAGAAUGUGGCACGCUAUUUCCACGAGCUGGAGAAACACAGCAUCGCACUGGAAGCCAUGGAGGGCACGUAUGGUGUGUGCGGCGCCCGCUUCACAAACGAGGAUCUCAACAUCUACCUCGAGCUGCUCAUACUCAAUAAGCAGUACAUUAAGGUGUUGCGCUGUCUCCGAGAGCGUACCAAAUUGGAGCUGGAGACGGAACAGGAGAGCCUGGAGCUUAUCUACUUUUGCCAAAUACCCGACGACUAUGUGCCCGAGCUGCGCGCCAAGCUCUGCGUCAGCCUGAUCCACAUGCAUGCGCACCAUCUGCUAGGCUACAUUGUGCAGAAUGUACAGGAGUAUAUAACGCCCACGGUGGACCGCGUGGAGUUGUACAUGGACGUCACCGAGGCAUUGAUGCAGGAGCAUAAGUAUGCGGAAGCCAUCGCUCUCAUGCGACCAAUCACAGACUCCGAUUCCUUCGAUUGUCCCGCUUUCGUUUGGCUGCGCCAUGCCGAGUGCUUGCGUCAGCUGAAUCGCACCCAGGAGGCCAUACAGAGCUACGAGCGGGUUGUCCAGCUGGCUCCAUACUGCUAUGAGGCCAAGUUUACGCUGUCGGCGCUGCUCAAGCAGCAAGGCCGACCUGAGGAAGCAGUUAAGGCUCUGGAGCAGUCAGGCGAGCAAGACGGGCAGCCACUGCAUGCGCGUCUACUGUACGAGCGCUGCAUCAUGCUAAAGCAGAUCAAUCGGAUCGAUGAGUUCCUCGACGUGGGCUAUGUGCUCCUCAGCCGGCACUCGAUAAAGCUCAAGAACCGCGACGAGAUGAUAGCCGCCUCGAAUGGCGGCGGCGCCUACAACACCGAGGGACUCAAGGCCAUCUUACAAAUGCGCAGCCUGGCUGAUGUCUCGGGAGGUGCCGAUGCCGAGCAGCAGGAAUCACUGAAGACAUCGGCAGCGGCCAAUUCGGAGGGCUCUGAUCUGACCAUCAAGAAUGAGUACGAGUUGUUCCUGGAGCUGGUGCGCACGGCGCAUGCGCAUGGCAUGCACAGCAUCGUGGAGCGCAUCUGCUUUGCCAUGGUGACUACCAGACGUUUCACCUACUACCACUACGAGAUUGAGCGCAUCAUGAUAUUGGCCUGUUACUUCAAUCACGACUGCGCCAUUGCCUUCUCCUAUCUGCGCGAGCUGAUUGCCAAGCAGCCGGACAUGAUCAACUUGUGGAACAUGCUGUCGCUGAUGGUGCAGCAAGGCGACGAGGUGCGCUACUUUCGGUACGCUCGACGGCUGCUGGAACGCCAUCCCAAGGUCACCCAGCCCAUGCGGCUCUUCCUGGGCCACUAUCAUCUCAAUUGCAGCUCGUACAAGUAUGCGCUGAAUGUCUAUGUGCCCAUAUUGCGGGAGCAGCCGCAUCCGCUGGUCGCUCUCUCCAUAGCUGUCGUCUUCAAUCAGUUGGGGCUGCAGAAGAAGGUGCUGCGCAAGUCGGCAGCUGUCGCCCAGGCGGUGGCCUUUGCCCUACGCUAUGCGGAAUUGCGAGCGGGCUGCAACGUCAAGGGCAGCGAUGUUCCGGAUACAUGUGCUGUCCAGCAGGAGAUCUACUACAAUAUUGGACGCAUAUAUCACCAGGCGAACAUCCUGCAUCUGGCGAUUGAUUAUUAUGAGCGGGCCUUAGCCGCGCAGCAUCCGCUGAUAAAGCAGCACGAGUCGGUGCUGGGACUGCAGCAUGAGGCGGCGUUCAAUCUGCAUCUCAUCUAUCGCAACAGCGGCAACAAGUGGAAGGCGAGGCAGUGUCUAAUGCGUUACUGUGUUGUUUAA
Molecule: messenger RNA, 2753 nt
Organism: Drosophila navojoa
Lineage: Eukaryota; Metazoa; Arthropoda; Insecta; Diptera; Drosophilidae
Product: general transcription factor 3C polypeptide 3
Biological process (GO): transcription by RNA polymerase III
Cellular component (GO): transcription factor TFIIIC complex
Molecular function (GO): protein binding
Source: RefSeq, a predicted model, not a curated record